Molecule: messenger RNA, 3386 nt
Organism: Sinocyclocheilus rhinocerous
Lineage: Eukaryota; Metazoa; Chordata; Actinopteri; Cypriniformes; Cyprinidae
Product: glutaminase kidney isoform, mitochondrial-like
Exons: 18
Coding region: 102-2012 (636 amino acids)
Biological process (GO): L-glutamine catabolic process
Molecular function (GO): glutaminase activity; protein binding
Source: RefSeq, a predicted model, not a curated record
AGUGUGGGAAUUGACUGUGCCGUAGCAUCUAGAACUACAAGUUGUCUUCUAGUAUUAUUAAAAAUAAAGACAUUAAACUGAAUUAGCUCGACAGGAUUGAGAUGUUACAGUUUAGGGCUUCAGUUGUGCUGAAGGAGUUGAUUCAAACCAGCCCAAAGCGUUCGAUUUCUGACAUUAUAAGGCAUAAGAAGACUUUACCAAACGCGUACUUCUACAGCGCUGCUUAUCAGGAUGUCAGAAUAUCUAAAUUAAAGACUGUCUGUAAUGGAAGACCUUUCAUUCAGCCUUUAGCUGGGAUAAGAUUUUUAUGUACAAAGACCGAAGGAGCGAUUGACCCUGCAGAACCAGUGAAGAAAGAUGAGUCCGUUCAGGAAGCGACGGCAGAUAAGAGAAGGAAGGCUGGCAUCCUGCCCAGCUUGGAAGACCUGCUGUUUUACAGUAUUGCCGAAGGCCAGGAGAGGAUCCCAGCUCACAAAUUCAUUACCGCACUGAAGGCCACUGGACUUCGAACAGGAGAUCCACGGCUGAAAGAAUGUAUGGACAUGUUGAAAGUCACCCUCAAAUCCACGUCAGAUGGCGUAAUGCUGGACCGGCACCUGUUCAAAAAGUGUGUCCAGAGCAACAUUGUUCUCCUAACACAGGCCUUCCGGAAAAAAUUUGUCAUCCCUGAUUUCCAGCCUUUUGCUUCCCACAUCGAUACACUUUAUGAAAAGGCCAGAAAGCUCUCCGGUGGUUUGGUUGCUGACUACAUUCCCCAACUUGCCAAAUUCAGCCCAGAUCUGUGGGCCGUUUCCCUUUGCACAGUAGAUGGACAAAGACACACAGUGGGUGACACUAAAGUGCCAUUUUGCCUGCAGUCGUGCGUGAAGCCACUCAAGUACGCUAUUGCAGUGCAUGACCACGGCACUGAAUAUGUGCACCAAUUCAUUGGGAAAGAGCCCAGUGGCUUACGCUUCAACAAGCUCUUCCUGAAUGAGGACGAUAAACCCCAUAAUCCAAUGGUGAAUGCUGGUGCAAUCGUGUGUACCUCUCUUAUCAAGCAAGGUGCAGGCAAUGCUGAGAAGUUUGACUAUGUGUUGAACUUCUUGAAGAAGAUGGCUGGAAAUGAAUAUGUUGGUUUCAGCAAUGCCACAUUCCAGUCGGAGCGUGAGUCAGGAGACAGGAAUUUCGCUAUUGGCUACUACCUGAAAGAAAAGAAGUGCUUUCCAACUGGUACAGACAUGACUGCUGUUCUGGACUUGUACUUUCAGCUGUGCUCCAUCGAGGUAACGUGUGAGAGCGCUAGCGUCAUGGCUGCCACACUGGCCAACGGUGGCUUCUGUCCAAUCACAGGCGAGCGUGUGCUGAGCCCCGAGGCUGUGCGAGACACCCUCAGCCUCAUGCACUCGUGCGGCAUGUAUGACUUCUCCGGACAGUUCGCCUUCCAUGUGGGUCUUCCGGCCAAGUCAGGUGUGGCUGGUGGUAUUCUGCUGGUUGUGCCCAAUGUGAUGGGCAUCAUGUGCUGGUCUCCUUCAUUGGACAAACUCGGCAACAGUGUCCGGGGCAUCCAGUUCUGCACGGAUCUGGUGUCCUUGUUCAACUUCCACAACUAUGACAACCUGAGGCACUUCACCAAGAAGCACGAUCCCCGCCGAGAGGGAGGGGACCAGCGGGUGAAAUCUGUCAUCAACCUCCUCUUUGCUGCCUACACAGGAGAUGUUUCUGCUCUCAGAAGGUUUGCACUGUCCUCUGUGGACAUGGAGCAGCAGGACUAUGACUCCAGGACGGCGCUGCACAUAGCAGCCGCUGAGGGACAUACUGAGGUUGUGCGUUUUCUGUUAGAGGCCUGCAAGGUGAAUCCUGGUCCCAAGGACAGGUGGGGCAAUACACCUAUAGAUGAGGCGACACACUUUGGUCAUCACGAGGUGCUCGCGCUUCUACAGGAGUACAACAGUAAAUACAACCCACCGGUGAACGCUGGCGCAGAUAAAGAGAGCACCGAAAAACACCUGGAUGGGAUGCUGGAGACAUAACCAUUUCCACAAACAGUACAGGACACUCUUCUGGAACAGCCCAGUGAAGCACUGCCCCUUCUCAAGAUCAGUGUGCGUGUUUUUUUUUCGUUUUGUUUUGUUGAAAACGUUUUUUUUUGUCAGUACAUUUUUUUCGUUUGAAGUUGUGUCCUGUAGUUUUACAUGCUUUUGUGCGACAUUUUUGGCUUGUUCAACAACUUCUUCCUUACAAGAAAGGGUGUGUCAUGAUGAUGGCCAUAUUUAACGGUGCGAAACGACUCUCAAAAGACACUAUAAUUGUAUGUUUUCGUGCCUGUGAAAGGUUGAUCGAGGUGUGGGGAAUGAUGACUACAGCGCUGUUGCUGUUUUCCUGAGGGCAAACAGCUAAACUCAAGAGUAUCAAAUGAAACCAAACAAUCCUGUUUAGACAGGACGCGUUCUUGCAUUAAAAACGGCGAGAUUUGGUAAGGUUGCGCAAACGCUCACGACUUACAAAAGCUGCUGGCCAACAUAUCUUCCUCCUUUAUGUUGUCUUAAAAAAAAAACGGAAUGCAAAGCGAGACGCGAGUUGCAAGUCUAUUGCAUUUCCAUUACCAAACAAUCGGUCGAGUGUUGCCACGAAUGCCGAUUAUUAAAGAUCAGAAAUGCUAGAACGUCCUGCGUAAAAUUGGGAAUUAUUUUUAAGUUUGCAUGCAUUAUCUUAAUAUCACUUUUAUUUUAUUAUACCACUGCCAGAGACAGCUAUUUUUGUUAGUCUUUACUGUAUUAUCAGAUAGAUGGACUAUAUAUUCUUCAGUGCACUCAUAUUUUAAUAUUUACACGCCCCAAAAUGAAUGAAUUUUGAGAAAGUACACAAUGUAAUCUGAGAACAAAAGCGAUCACAAAUCAAAGUUUACUGGAUGACGGGAAGAUGGAAGUUAUAAAAAAAAAAAAAUCACAUUAUAAACAAUUUUUAAUUUAAAUCGACAACACCAGCUUAAUCAUUAUCGGAUACAAUUCAAAACUCCUUUAUUUAGAAAUACUCAUUAUUUGCACUGCAUCUGUGCAUAUAGGUAUAUUUUAUGAAGUGUUAAAUGACUGUACGUGUAGUUUCUAUUGUAAGACAGUUGUUUUAGCAGUGGAAAGACGAUGUCAAACCUGUUCACCCGGACCAAACACUUGAAGUCAGUUAGUUGGACAAAAAUUAAGUUCAUGUCAAAGUAAAUGAAUGUAAACUAUUUUAAAGACACUUUAGCACUAUUCAGUAUUCAUUGAAGCAGAUAUUUCUUGCUGAUUUCUAUUAGACUGUAUCUGGCUGACUCAAGUCGGUGUGUGUACAUGUGCUAUUAAAGCAAUGGUAUAUAAAGAUUCAUCUUUGAUGUGCAAUAAUGAAUAAAAUUGUGUUAGUAGUUAAAA